This is a messenger RNA of Eremothecium gossypii ATCC 10895, 1407 nucleotides long. RefSeq names its product Avt7p (gene AVT7). The record is from RefSeq and is marked provisional. The transcript has a single exon. Gene Ontology annotation, molecular function: L-glutamate transmembrane transporter activity; L-serine transmembrane transporter activity; L-lysine transmembrane transporter activity. Gene Ontology annotation, biological process: amino acid transmembrane transport. The coding region runs from base 1 to 1407 and encodes 468 amino acids. Gene Ontology annotation, cellular component: fungal-type vacuole membrane. NCBI's taxonomy places the organism in Eukaryota, Fungi, Ascomycota, Saccharomycetes, Saccharomycetales, Saccharomycetaceae.
AUGGUUCCCACAGCCACAGUCGGGUCGUCAACCGUCAACCUAAUUAAAACAAUCGUCGGGGCAGGUCUCCUCGCGGUGCCGUACGCCUUCCGCGCCGACGGCGUGUGCGUGGCAGCGGUGCUUGUGGCGGUGGCGGCCAUAACCUCCGGGUUCGGGCUCGUGGUGUUGGCGAAGGCGUCCAAGGCGUUGGUGAACCCGCGGCAGUCGAGCUUCUUCGCGCUCUGCCAGAUCACGUACCCCCGGUUGGCGGUGGUGUUUGACUUUGCGAUGUUCACGCAGUGCUUCGGCGUCGGCGUGUCGUACCUCAUCAUCGUGGGGGACUUAUUCCCCGGGCUGUUGGGUGGGACGCGAGAGGCGUGGAUCGCGGCGAGCGCGGCGGUGGUGGUGCCGCUCUCGCACUUGCGGCGGUUCGACAGCUUGAAAUACAGCUCUGUGUUGGGACUCGUGGCGAUCGCGUACUUGGCGCUAAUGAUUGUGGCUGCGUGGAUCGAGGGGCUUACGACGGGGUACGCCCACUACGAGCGCGGCGAGGUGCGGUGGCUGCGCCCGGCGAGCCUGCGCGAGAUGGUGAGCACAUUCAGCAUCAUCGUGUUUGCGUUCACGGGUUCGAUGAACAUGUUCAGCAUCAUCAACGAGUUGGGCGACAACUCCAUGCGCAACAUCCAGCGCAUCGUGUACUACUCGAUCGCGGCGUCGACGGCGCUCUUUAUCCUUGUCGGGAUGGCGGGGUACCUCACUUUUGGCAGCAACGUGGCGCAGAACGUGAUUCUGAACUUCGACCCGGAUGCGGUCUCGACGCAGGUGGGCAGCCUGGCCCUCGGCUUGAUGGUGCUUCUGUCAUUCCCAUUGUUGUUCCAUCCCGGGCGGAUCGCGUUCAACAACAUGGUGCACUGGGCCCACGUCACGUACUGCGGCUACCGCCCUCUGAAGUCCGAGGAGCAGCCGGGCGACGCGGGCGCCAGCAUCUGCCUCGAGGUGGAGGAUGAGGAGGACCGCCUCAUUCUAAGCGCCGAGGGCAGCGAAUCCUACCAGUCCCUGCCCCGCGGCGCGAACUCGAACGAGGACUCCGGCUCCUCGGCGGAGGUCGACCGCCAGGCCGUCCCGUUCGACGGCCCGCGCUUUUACAUCGUUACGUGGCUGUUGCUUCUGGUGCUCUACCUCGUUGCGUUCAAGGUGCGCUCCUUCGCCUACGUCUUGGCCCUCGUGGGCGCGACCGGCUCCACCGCAAUAUCAUUCACCUUGCCCGGGUUGUUUGGCUACAGGCUCAUCGGGACCGAUUCGUUGAUGAAAGGUAACAUGUUGUCCAGGCAGGACCAUUUGUAUCGCUGUGCAAGUCUGGGCCUAGUGGGAUACGGCAUCGUGGUCACCAUUGUUUCACUUAUGGUUGUAAUCUACUUCGGGAUCUGA